CUUAACGUUCUCAACUUCUUUAUAUUUUAAGUUUCCUUCUCGAUUGAUAUACAUUACACAAUUGACCAAAUCUUUUUGGAAAAUGUGCGUGUGUCACCAAAUGGCUGGAAUCGUUUUAUAUAUAAUAUCGUUUUCGCGGUUCAUUAAAAAUACAGAUUUUGUGAGAUUGUAUGAAAUUGAAAACUACAUUUUGAUACAUGGUAUGAAAUUAUCGCAUUAAUAUUACAAUUAUUGUCAUUAUUUAUAAGGGUAUAUCAAUACGUGACUAUAUACCAGAUUGUUUAGAUAUAUUGAUCCGUCGACAGUUUGAAAAGUCGUAUACAAAAAUUUUGUAAUAAUUUCGCUGUUAAUGUAGCUUGGUGUUGAGCUUGUGUAUAUAAAGGAAGGCGAGAUCAAAGUAUUUUUGUCAGACAAAAGGAACAAAAACACUCAAAACACAACCAACAAAAAAAAACGAUCGAAAGCUAAUUAAUUCAUCAAUGGCGAUGUCAGGAACAUACGUGACGGAUGUGCCUCUGAAGGGAUCGGCGGAGAAACACUAUAAGAGGUGGAGGAGCGAGAACCAUCUCGCCCCUGACGCCAUUGGCCACCUCAUCCAAGGUGUCACCGUCCACGAAGGCGAUUGGGACUCACACGGAACCAUCAAAAUAUGGAACUACACUCGUGAUGGGAAAGAGGAAGUAUUGAAGGAGAGGAUAGAGAUCGACGACGAGAAUAUGGCGGUAACGAUUAAUGGGCUCGAUGGUCACGUCAUGGAGUUGCUUAAGGUGUAUGUUACAACCUUCCACUUCAUCCCCGAGUUCGAAGAUGGCUGCGUCUGCAAAAUUACUAUGAUUUGGGAGAAACGCACCGAAGACUCCCCAGAGCCCAUCGAGUUCAUGAAGUUUGUCGAGAAGAUGAUUGCUGACAUGGACGACCACAUCCUCCAAAACCAGGAAUGAUGGAUCGAUGCUUAAUCAUCAUCACAUCCUCCUUCAUUUCUCUACGGUUUUAAUUUGUGUCCAUCUUGUACAUGAUAUUAAUAUCGUCAUGGUGUUGUAUGUCCAACGUUUAUUUACAUAAAUAUAAUGUUGUUCGUUUUUUUUCUUUCUUUUUAGUCCCCAUGUUGUUCGUUUAUUUAAUACUUGUACAAUCUGGUAUGGACCCGAAACAUAUCCGGAAAAAAUGUAGGACCUUAAUAUUUCAAUAAGGGCACAAUCUAAUAUUUGUAAAACAAA
Messenger RNA from Arabidopsis lyrata subsp. lyrata, 1217 nucleotides. RefSeq names its product MLP-like protein 328. Gene Ontology annotation, biological process: defense response. The record is from RefSeq and is a predicted model, not a curated record. The transcript is spliced from 2 exons. Lineage: Eukaryota; Viridiplantae; Streptophyta; Magnoliopsida; Brassicales; Brassicaceae. The coding region runs from base 480 to 941 and encodes 153 amino acids.